Molecule: messenger RNA, 2382 nt
Organism: Symbiodinium pilosum
Lineage: Eukaryota; Dinophyceae; Suessiales; Symbiodiniaceae
Source: the annotation of a GenBank genome assembly
GACGCUCGCCUUCUGCUGUCCAUCGACGUGCAUGGCCAUGCGUUGCUCAUCAAUUUCGUCCGGUGCAGCAUCCUCCAAAGGAUCAAUUUCAAGGCCCGCGUGCAAAGUGCCAAGUGGAGCCCGGACAGUCGAUGGCUCAUCGUGAGCCACGGGAGGAAGAUUCAGCUGUGGCGGACACCGACAGUCGAGCUCGGCUGGCAGUUCGUGAAGGAGCGAAUACUGGCCGGGCACCACGAUGAUGUGGUGGACCUCUCGUGGAGUCCAGACUCCCGGUUUUUCGCAUCCUCUUCCAAGGACGGAACGGUACGGCUCUCCGCCGCCCGCCGACUCGAGGGCUUUCAGCCGAUGGCCCUCCUAGAGCAUCGCAGUCCGGUCAGAGCGGCAUUCUUCUCGAACGACAUGCAGUACUUGUUCAGCAUGUCUCGUGAAGGCGUUCUAGUUUCGGCCAAGUACACGCUCAAAGAGGGUGCGGCCAACGAUGAGGAGAGCGAGGGCAAGCUCCUCUACUGCCAGCCCGGCACGUGGGCCGUAGAGUCCAAGGCUUACUGCCAGCAGCCCAUGCACAACAAGGUCAUACGCUGCGCCUUCGACGGCAAAGCCCAGCUAUUAGCGGUAGGCUUCAGCGCGGGAGUGCUGAUGCUGUUUGAGAUGCCGGCCCUGCAAGCUCUUCAGACAUUGAGCCUUGGUCAGGAGCCCCUGGACGCAGUCGCUCUGGGCGCGAAUGGCGACUGGCUGGCUGUGGGAAGUGCUGGAACUGGGCAGCUGCUCGUUUGGGAGUGGCGUUCCGAGACUUAUGUGCUGAAGCAGCAGGGUCACCACUAUGGCGUGCGAUGCGUUGCCUUCUCCCCGGGCUCAGUGUCCAUGAAGCGCGGCAAGGCCCUUGCUACCGCCGAAGCAAGACCCGAGGACCGCAGCAGCGCCAUUGGAGGUCGCCUCCUUGCCACAGGUGGCUACGACGGCAAAGUUAAACUCUUCAACGCGCAGAGUGGGCUUUGCUUCGUGACCUUUGCGGAACACACAGCUCCAGUCAACGCCAUUUGUUUCACACCUCAAGGGAAUGCGGUGCUUAGCGCCAGCCGUGAUGGUUCUGUUCGUGCCUUUGACCUCCUGCGCUACCGGAACUUCCGCACUUUUGCAAGCCCAGACGGCCUCUGUCAGUUCUCCAGCGUGGCUGUGGAUUCUGGUGGCGAGAUUGUGGCCGCCAGCGCCACAGGAGGAAAGUAUGCUGUUUAUGUGUGGUCCAUUCAGACCGGCAACAUCUUAGAGGUGCUCACAGGCCACACGUCACACGUAGAGGCCCUGCAUUUCUCCCCCUCGGCCGUUCAUCCUGGUCAGCUGGUCAGCGCAAGCUGGGACGGGACACUCAACGUGUGGGAUCUGUAUGCUGGAACCAAGGGUGGCUCUGCUGAAGCAUUGCAGUGCUCCUCGAGCGUCGUAGCCGUGUGCUUCGACCCACGGGGGAAUGACCUCUGCGCAGCCGCAUGCCUCUCCGGGCAGGUUCUGUUUUGGAACGUGGUCACUGCACAGAACAUCGGAUCCAUCGAUGGCAUUCGCGAUAUUCAGAGUGCCAGACACUGGAAAGACAUGUUCUCAGCAGUGAACGAGCGGGGCCUGAAGCCUGGAGGCGGCAUGAAGAAGAGGCGCCCUGCGGACGGCGUGAACCUCAACCAGAAUUUCAACUCCAUCGCCUACGCGCGUAGUGGGGAGCUGCUGCUUUGCUCAUCCCGGAACUCCCCAUUUGUGUCGCUCUAUGACACUUCGGCCUACACCCUUGCAGCGCGGGUGACCAUCACCACAAACCGUAGCCUCAGUGGCGUGCAGUCGUUUCUGAACAGCAAACUCAUGACAGAAGCUGGCGCACCAUGGCAGCAGUAUGAGCUGUCCGACAGUGAUGCCGACGACGUCGAGGUCUCGCGCAAGCGACAACAGAAGCGUCAAGAGGAAGCCCUUCCUGGAGUUGUCGUCGGGGAAGCGAAGGACGCCUACACCGAGAAGGAGUUGCACGUUUGGGACGUCGCUUUUUCUGCUGACUCCCAGCAGUUUGCAGUUGCGACCACUCAUGGCGUCUUCGUAUAUUGCCAGGAUGCUGGCAUGGGAAUGGCGGGCGUUUCCGGCAUCUAUGGCACCGAGACAAGCCGAUUUGUUCCGCAGAUGCUGACCAAAGCAGUGUCGGCACCGGCGGUAUUAAAGGCGCUUGAGGAAGGAGACAUUUCAAAGGCCAUGAUUUUGGCUCUGGCCCUGAACGACUAUGGCCUGCUGCGGAAGGUCUACGAGAAGGUGCCAGUGCAGUCCAUUCAGCUCGUCGUUGCUUCGAUCGGCUCCCCUUUGCUGCCAGCACUGCUGUGGCUCCCUGGCUUUGGAGGUUUGUGGUGGAGGUGUUAG